UUUUCCGUAAAACAUACACACAACUCCAUCUUCAUCUAUUUACAAAACAAUAUUAUCUUUGCUUAGUUUUAUCCUUCUCACUGAGAUUUAUCUUUGAAUUCAAAACUGUUCGUGAGGAGCUAUAUAAGUCGUAUCAUAAUCUUUAUCAUCUACCUUUCUUUCUUGUAACCAAUGGAGCUUGCUUCAGAUCUACCAGACGACGUCGUCCGAGAUUGCCUCAUUCGUGUGUCCUACGACCAGUUUCCUACCAUUGCUUCCGUGUGUAAAGAUUGGAUGGUUGAGCUUCAGCUUCCGAAGUUUCACAGCCUAAGGAGGGCCGCUGGCCGUACCCAAAAACUCUUUGUCAUGGCCCAAUCCACGGCCCAACCGGGCCGGAGUCUCGGACUGGCAAAAUGUUCCGUUCACCCGGUUCACCGCCUCUCUCUUCAUGCACCGGAUACAGGUGAUUGGCGGGAACUGCCGUUGCCAGAGGGGAUGUCUGUCGGGUUGCCGAUGUUUUGCCGGUUGGCGGGUGUCGGUUCCUUCUUGGUUGUGAUGGGCGGGUGGGACCCGGUCACGUGGAAGGUCUCCAAUUCGGUAUUCGUCUAUAAUUUUCUUUCUGCCACGUGGCGGCGUGGGGUGGACAUGCCAGGUGGGCCCAUGACUUUUUUCGGGUGUGCGUCGGAUUGUGACGGUGGGAUCGUUUAUGUCGCCGGUGGGCAUGAUGACAACAAGACGGCGUUGAGGUCGGCGAUGGCGUAUGAUGUGGCAAAAGACGAGUGGGUCGUGCUGCCUGACAUGGCAAGAGAGCGUGACGAGUGCAAGGCGAUAUUCCACGCUGGCAAGCUCCGCGUCAUUGGCGGCUACUGUACGGACAUGCAAGGGCGGUUCGAGAGGAGCGCCGAGGUGUUUGAUGUCGGCGCGGGACAGUGGAGCCAUGUGGAGGAGGAUUACUUGGAGGCUGCCACGUGUCCGAGGACCUGUGUGGAUGUUGAUGAUGGGGAAGUGUACAUGUGUCGGGGAAGUGAUGUGGUGGCAUCACGGGAAGGUGGCAAGUGGGAAACGGUGGCCAAGCUUCCAGCUGAGGUGUGCAAUAAGGCUUAUACGGCGACGUGGGGAAGCAAGCUGUUGGUGAUGGGGUCUGCAGGGUUUGGUCAGUCCUACGUGGCAUACAUGCUGGAUUUGAGAAGCAAGAAAUGGACAAAGUUGGAGACCCCUUUGAAAUACUCUGGACAUGUUCAAUCAGGGUGUUACUUGGAGAUUUAGGCGGUGUAUUUUGUAUUUUGAUUGGAAAAUUCUUGAGUCUUUUUUUAUUUUUAUUUUUGAUUGUUUUGUGAAAAUUCUUUUUUUGUUAAUAUUUUGACUUUU
This is a messenger RNA of Corylus avellana, 1347 nucleotides long. RefSeq names its product Galactose oxidase/kelch repeat superfamily protein. Lineage: Eukaryota; Viridiplantae; Streptophyta; Magnoliopsida; Fagales; Betulaceae. Gene Ontology annotation, biological process: regulation of phenylpropanoid metabolic process; negative regulation of cytokinin-activated signaling pathway. Gene Ontology annotation, molecular function: protein binding. The record is from RefSeq and is a predicted model, not a curated record.